Molecule: messenger RNA, 5401 nt
Organism: Bolinopsis microptera
Lineage: Eukaryota; Metazoa; Ctenophora; Tentaculata; Lobata; Bolinopsidae
Exons: 32
Coding region: 60-5198 (1712 amino acids)
Molecular function (GO): signaling receptor binding; endopeptidase activity
Source: RefSeq, a predicted model, not a curated record
CUUGAUGUCAGUGACAACGGUCAUGUUUGGGGAGUCAGCAAACAUCAGAAUAUCUAUAGAUGGACUGGAAAGAACUGGCAGCACAUUGGAGGAAGGCUAUACAAGUUACUGUGGGACCAUCUGGAGUUUGGGUAGUCAACAGAGCAAAUAACAUUUACUAUCGAAAAGGAACAUAUGGAGACAGCAAUACUGCUGGAUCUGGAUGGACCCACAUUGGUGGCAAGUUGAAGUGGAUAUCGUCUGGUAGCAAUAUUGUUGUUGGUGUGAACUCUGGCAACAACAUUUACUACCGUAAAGGAAUGAGUGCUUCAAGACCAACAGGUACUGGAUGGGUACAUAUACCUGGAAAGUUGAUGCAGAUAGAGAUAUAUGGAGAUGAAGUUGUUGGAACGAACACUGGAAAUGUAAUCUACAAAUGUCCUGUUUCUGGAGUACCUACCACAGCUACAAAAACAGUCGCUCCAGACGGAGGUGUUCAUAAAGCGGAUAAGAAAGGAUCAGACUACAGGGGAACUGUAUCCCGCACAAAAUCAGGACACGUCUGCCAGAGAUGGGACUCUAAUUCACCUAAUAAACACAAAUACUCUCCUAAGAAAUACCCUCAUUCAGGACUGCAAAACAACUAUUGCAGAAAUCCAUCCGGUGCAUCAAAAGGCGCCUGGUGUUAUAAUGCUGAGGGAACUAAGCCUCGAUGGGACUACUGUAAUAUACCUACAAGCAGUGGUGGAAAAGUUAAGGUGACAUCUGGAGUUGCAGUUACUGCUAAAUGGCAAGCUAUACCAGGAAGACUGAUUCAUAUCUCCAAAGGAAGAUCUGGCGUGUGGGGUGUUAACAGGGGAGGAAAUAUCUACAAGCUUAACAGUAACGGAAAAAGCUGGACUAAAAUACCUGGUAACUUAGUACAAAUUUCAUCUGGUUCGUCUGUAUGGGGAGUCAACAGACAUGGUCAGAUCUAUAGAUAUGUGGGUCAUAACAAAUGGCAGCGAAUACCUGGUGCACUUACCAAUCUUGAUGUCAGUGACAACGGUCAUGUUUGGGGAGUCAGCAAACAUCAGAAUAUCUAUAGAUGGACUGGAAAGAACUGGCAGCACAUUGGAGGAAAGGCUAUACAAGUUACUGUGGGACCAUCUGGAGUUUGGGUAGUCAACAGAGCAAAUAACAUUUACUAUCGAAAAGGAACAUAUGGAGACAGCAAUACUGCUGGAUCUGGAUGGACCCACAUUGGUGGCAAGUUGAAGUGGAUAUCGUCUGGUAGCAAUAUUGUUGUUGGUGUGAACUCUGGCAACAACAUUUACUACCGUAAAGGAAUGAGUGCUUCAAGACCAACCGGUACUGGAUGGGUACAUAUACCUGGAAAGUUGAUGCAGAUAGAGAUAUAUGGAGAUGAAGCUGUUGGAACGAACACUGGAAAUGUAAUCUACAAAUGUCCUGUUUCUGGAGUACCUACCACAGCUACAAAAACAGUCGCACCAGACGAAGGUGUUCAUAAAGCGGAUAAGAAAGGAUCAAACUACAGGGGAACUGUAUCCCGCACAAAAUCAGGACACGUCUGCCAGAGAUGGGACUCUAAUUCACCUAAUAAACACAAAUACUCUCCUAAGAAAUACCCUCAUUCAGGACUGCAAAACAACUAUUGCAGAAAUCCAUCCGGUGCAUCAAAAGGCGCCUGGUGUUAUAAUGCUGAGGGAACUAAGCCUCGAUGGGACUACUGUAAUAUACCUACAAGCAGUGGUGGAAAAGUUAAGGUGACAUCUGGAGUUGCAGUUACUGCUAAAUGGCAAGCUAUACCAGGAAGACUGAUUCGUAUCUCCAAAGGAAGAUCUGGCGUGUGGGGUGUUAACAGGGGAGGAAAUAUCUACAAGCUUAACAGUAACGGAAAAAGCUGGACUAAAAUACCUGGUAACUUAGUACAAAUUUCAUCUGGUUCGUCUGUAUGGGGAGUCAACAGACAUGGUCAGAUCUAUAGAUAUGCGGGUCAUAACAAAUGGCAGCGAAUACCUGGUGCACUUACCAAUCUUGAUGUCAGUGACAACGGUCAUGUUUGGGGAGUCAGCAAACAUCAGAAUAUCUAUAGAUGGACUGGAAAGAACUGGCAGCACAUUGGAGGGAAGGCUAUACAAGUUACUGUGGGACCAUCUGGAGUUUGGGUAGUCAACAGAGCAAAUAACAUUUACUAUCGAAAAGGAACAUAUGGAGACAGCAAUACUGCUGGAUCUGGAUGGACCCACAUUGGUGGCAAGUUGAAGUGGAUAUCGUCUGGUAGCAAUAUUGUUGUUGGUGUGAACUCUGGCAACAACAUUUACUACCGUAAAGGAAUGAGUGCUUCAAGACCAACAGGUACUGGAUGGGUACAUAUAUCUGGAAAGUUGAUGCAGAUAGAGAUAUAUGGAGACGAAGUUGUUGGAACGAACACUGGAAAUGUAAUCUACAAAUGUCCUGUUUCUGGAGUACCUACCACAGCUACAAAAACAGUCGCUCCAGACGAAGGUGUUCAUAAAGCGGAUAAGAAAGGAUCAGACUACAGGGGAACUGUAUCCCGCACAAAAUCAGGACACGUCUGCCAGAGAUGGGACUCUAAUUCACCUAAUAAACACAAAUACUCUCCUAAGAAAUACCCUCAUUCAGGACUGCAAAACAACUAUUGCAGAAAUCCAUCCGGUGCAUCAAAAGGCGCCUGGUGUUAUAAUGCUGAGGGAACUAAGCCUCGAUGGGACUACUGUAAUAUACCUACAAGCAGUGGUGGAAAAGUUAAGGUGACAUCUGGAGUUGCAGUUACUGCUAAAUGGCAAGCUAUACCAGGAAGACUGAUUCGUAUCUCCAAAGGAAGAUCUGGCGUGUGGGGUGUUAACAGGGGAGGAAAUAUCUACAAGCUUAACAGUAACGGAAAAAGCUGGACUAAAAUACCUGGUAACUUAGUACAAAUUUCAUCUGGUUCGUCUGUAUGGGGAGUCAACAGACAUGGUCAGAUCUAUAGAUAUGCGGGUCAUAACAAAUGGCAGCGAAUACCUGGUGCACUUACCAAUCUUGAUGUCAGUGACAACGGUCAUGUUUGGGGAGUCAGCAAACAUCAGAAUAUCUAUAGAUGGACUGGAAAGAACUGGCAGCACAUUGGAGGGAAGGCUAUACAAGUUACUGUGGGACCAUCUGGAGUUUGGGUAGUCAACAGAGCAAAUAACAUUUACUAUCGAAAAGGAACAUAUGGAGACAGCAAUACUGCUGGAUCUGGAUGGACCCACAUUGGUGGCAAGUUGAAGUGGAUAUCGUCUGGUAGCAAUAUUGUUGUUGGUGUGAACUCUGGCAACAACAUUUACUACCGUAAAGGAAUGAGUGCUUCAAGACCAACCGGUACUGGAUGGGUACAUAUACCUGGAAAGUUGAUGCAGAUAGAGAUAUAUGGAGAUGAAGUUGUUGGAACGAACACUGGAAAUGUAAUCUACAAAUGUCCUGUUUCUGGAGUACCUACCACAGCUACAAAAACAGUCGUUCGUAAAACAAGUACAACAGUUCGAAGAGUUAAGGUAACUUGGAGUCAACACAACGGAAAAUACCUUUCUGGGUACAGUAGUGGACAACACAAUUACCCUAAUCUUCAAGAGGCUGCUAAACAAUGCUACCAGCGUAAAGAUUGUGGAGGAAUCACGUUCGAGCCCAAAACAAAGAGAUUUACUCUAAGAAAAGGAACAUCACUCAAAAAAAGUCCUAGCCACGAAAUAUCCUGGACCAAAACAACUACAACUACAACUGGAAAAGGUGGAGCGACUUCCGUUCGUAGAACAAAUACAACAGUUCGAAGAGUUAAGGUAACUUGGAGUCAACACAACGGAAAAUACCUUUCUGGGUACAGUAGUGGACAACACAAUUACCCUAAUCUUCAAGAGGCUGCUAAACAAUGCUACCAGCGUAAAGAUUGUGGAGGAAUCACGUUCGAGCCCAAAACAAAGAAAUUUACUCUAAGAAAAGGAACAUCACUCAAAAAAAGUCCUGGCCACGAAAUAUCCUGGACCAAAACAACUACAACUACAACUGGAAAAGGUGGAGCGACUUCCGUUCGUAGAACAAGUACAACAGUUCGAAGAGUUAAGGUAACUUGGAGUCAACACAACGGAAAAUACCUUUCUGGGUACAGUAGUGGACAACACAAUUACCCUAAUCUUCAAGAGGCUGCUAAACAAUGCUACCAGCGUAAAGAUUGUGGAGGAAUCACGUUCGAGCCCAAAACAAAGAAAUUUACUCUAAGAAAAGGAACAUCACUCAAAAAAAGUCCUAGCCACGAAAUAUCCUGGACCAAAACAACUACAACUACAACUGGAAAAGGUGGAGCGACUUCCGUUCGUAGAACAAGUACAACAGUUCGAAGAGUUAAGGUAACUUGGAGUCAACACAACGGAAAAUACCUUUCUGGGUACAGUAGUGGACAACACAAUUACCCUAAUCUUCAAGAGGCUGCUAAACAAUGCUACCAGCGUAAAGAUUGUGGAGGAAUCACGUUCGAGCCCAAAACAAAGAAAUUUACUCUUAGAAAAGGAACUUCACUCAAAAAUAGUCCUAGCCACGAAGUAUCCUGGACCAAAACAAUUUCAACCUCCACUCAUAACGGCCAAGGACACAGACAACGUGGAUCUCCUCCUAAUGGUGGACCUCCUCGCGGUGGACCUCCUCGCGGUGGACCUCCUCGCAGUGGACCUCCUCGCGGUGGACCUCCUCGCGGUGGACCUCCUCGCGGUGGACCUCCUCGCGGUGGACCUCCUCGCGGUGGACCUCCUCGCGGUGGACCUCCCCACGGUGGACCUCCCCACGGUGGACCUCCUCACGGUGGACCUCCUCACGGUGGACCUCCUCACGGUGGACCUCCUCACGGUGGACCUCCUUUCGGUGGACCUCCCCACGGUGGACCUCCCCACGGUAGACCUCCUCACGGUGGACCUCCUCACGGUGGACCUCCUCACGGUGGACCUCCUCACGGUGGACCUCCUUUCGGUGGACCUCCCCACGGUGGACCUCCCCACGGUGGACCUCCCCACGGUGGACCUCCUCACGGUGGACCUCCUCACGGUGGACCUCCUCACGGUGGACCUCCUCACGGUGGACCUCCUUUCGGUGGACCUCCCCACGGUGGACCUCCUCACCAUCCCCCUCCUCAUCAUCCCCCUCAUUACCAUCCCCAUCCUCACCACCCCCCUCCUCAUCAUGGACAAUAGAUUGAACUCUUGAUUGAUGAUGAAGGAGAGUCAUGAUGAUGAUGAUGAUCUCGUGAAUUAAUUGUUAAGGGUUAUGUGAGAUAAAGGCACAACUGCUGGGCAGAAUGCAGAUCUUUUGUUUUGUGCUUAUUGAUCAACGAAUAUGUAAAUAAGAAUCCAAUCAAUUUGAUAAAUAUUAUGAUAUUUUGAUUCUUGACACAUCU